GCUUAGUGCAGCUCAUAGCGCUCGCUCUUAGGGCCCCGCAGUGCUCGCUGGAAGCUAGCUUCCAGCGAGCGCGAAAUGGACGCUGGCGCCCCUGCCCCUGAGGGCCUGGAGCUCCCUGACGGCCUGCUAGAGGCCAUACAGCUGCACCUGAACCUGUCUGUGCUGGCUGUGCUGUGGACAGCCUUCAUUCUACCCGCCAUCGCGACCUCGAUUCCUCCAUCGUUCGCCUCGAGCCCGGGGACUCGCCUCGGCGACUAGAGCGUAGUCCGCCCUACGCACAACGCUGUUGCUCCACCGCACCCGACGACAUUGGUGACAGCAAGGUCGUCUCAGCGAGGCAGUCAACGCCGAGAAGCGCGGCGCAAAGCGCGCAAACGCGUCUAGCAAGCAGUAGGGCAAGACCAGUGCGCAAUCUCUGAGCCAGCUAACGGAAGCACAACCGACUUUGCGAGUUCACGGAGCUCAGGGGCGACGUGGAAAUUUUCAUGGGACGAGCGCCCCAUGGAAACGCCUGGACUCGGAAAAUCGGCGCCCGUCGUCCCAUGGAAACACCCCUAAUGGCCGAAGUUUUGGGCAUGGGAUCUGUUGCGUGCUGGUUUAUAGUCCACUAUGGCUUUCCUCAAAAUUUCUGUCUUCACCUGCGACCUCACACUCGCGAAGCCGCUCCUCGCUCCGGCUGAUUUGGACCCGCCCCCGAUUGGCGACCAAUAGUCCAGUAGUCUAGUAGUAUGCCACCGAUGUAUGAGGUGUUGGGCCCAGGAUGGUAAAAACAAGGGAAACCGUGCUUGUGCGCGUGUGUUUUGCGUGCGUGAUGAGCGGAGGCGGGGUUUGACAAAGCCAUGCGCAGGAAAGCAGUACGCAACUCGUGGCAGAGCCAGGGUCGCCGUCGCAACCUUAACAAAACUGCGGAGCGCUCUGCCUUUAGUUGUAACCUGGCUGGGUU
Messenger RNA from Chlamydomonas reinhardtii, 943 nucleotides. RefSeq lists its product as uncharacterized. Bases 76 to 258 code for a protein of 60 amino acids. NCBI's taxonomy places the organism in Eukaryota, Viridiplantae, Chlorophyta, Chlorophyceae, Chlamydomonadales, Chlamydomonadaceae. The transcript has a single exon. The record is from RefSeq and is a predicted model, not a curated record.